Messenger RNA from Pararge aegeria (speckled wood butterfly), 1549 nucleotides. RefSeq lists its product as uncharacterized. The transcript is spliced from 4 exons. Bases 221 to 691 code for a protein of 156 amino acids. NCBI's taxonomy places the organism in Eukaryota, Metazoa, Arthropoda, Insecta, Lepidoptera, Nymphalidae. The record is from RefSeq and is a predicted model, not a curated record. Gene Ontology annotation, cellular component: membrane.
GAAUUUUGUUUUUAUAAUUAGAUGUUUAUUAAAGAGAUAUUAAUAAAAGUUUUAUAAUGUUAUAAUUACGUCAACUUCGUUACAAGUUACGACGCUGUAUUGAUUCUUGAAAAAUUAAUUUACUCUUAAAUCAGUCUUCUCUAGAUACUGGAAUCUUAUCUUUACUCGUAUUCUUGACACAGGUUUUAGGUGCAUCAACAAACAUAUUGUUUAAUUCACGAUGUUCGACCAAAUGGCACAUGGCACAGCGCCCAGCUCCGCCUCCGCACCACCACAGAAAGUGUUACGGUUUGAUAAGGCAUACCUCAAGUCACUUCCUGGGAUAGUAAAGAUAAUAGCAUUGGUCUGCAAUAUAGCCGGUUUUAUAUGCAUAAAGAUAUCAUGGGCGUUCCUAUCAGCCAUAUUCUAUAACAUCCUGUACUGGUGCGGAAACAUCCUCACGGGGUUCCUACUGCUGAUGUACACAUUCCACUUCGUGGAGAAGUACGACCGCCUACCCUGGCUCAAGUGCGAGUUUGUGUACUGCGGCGUGAUGAGCCUGGCUUUUGUUGGCACGUCAAUAUUCGCGACCACGAUCGGCGAGAAUACGGGAUACGCUGUUGGGUUCUUCGGUUUGUGUUCAAUAAUUGCUUACGGGGUGGACUGCUUCCUGAAAUACAAGGCGUGGAAGAGAGGUCUGCCUCCACAGUGACGUCACUAUUGUCACUACAGACUUAUGCUUAAAUUAGGAUUGCCAACUAUUCUGUUUCAACCACAAGUCCUAAUUUUUACAAUCGGAUUACGGAGUUUAUCUAUGUACCGUCCAGUGCUUGGUACAACCAAGUAAUCUUUAUAUUCCAGCCUCCAAACUUUUAGUGGUAAGGAAGUGAACUGUAAUCCAAUUUAUUUUUCAGUUUUAUAGGUAAUUUUUAUAUUGAUACUACGGCAAAUAUAAUUCUGAAACAGAACGUCAACAAUAUUGAAAUAAUACUGCUCAAAGAGCUAGCCGGCAUUACAAAAAAAAAAUCCGCUCGUUAUAUUUUCGCAAGUCUGUAACACUUGGGAAAUAAUGGAGUUGCUACUCGCACUUGCGUUUUGAAAUUGCGGACCAAAAAUAUCUGUGGUUUGAUGUAAAUUUAACGUGGUGUGGAGGGUAUUAAAAAUUCGCACGAAUAUUUUUUUGUCCAUUUUAGAAGUCUGUCUAUACAGAGAACUCUCGGAAUAAUAAAUAUUGAAUGCUCUAAGCGUGAACUCUGUAGUCACUUUCAAAAAUCGCGAGAUAAAAGUUCGCGUGGAUUUUUUAAUUUUUUUACUUACUAUUUAUAGUAAUUUUUAAGUAUUAUGGUUGUGCAUUAAAUGCACAAAAUAUUUAGUUAUUUUAUAUAUUUUUUUAAUUUAGUUAGUAUGGUUGUCUUACUAUGUUUUAUCAAUGUAACCUAAACGGUCAUCGGAAAAUGAUUUUUUAUUGCGUAAUUGUUAAAUCAUCCGAACUUUGAGAUCAAGUGUAUACUUCUAUCUUAUAUAUAUAAAAGAGAAAAUGUAUGGGUAUGUUCCGUAUAGGCUCCGAAAC